This is a messenger RNA of Gracilinanus agilis (Agile Gracile Mouse Opossum), 2489 nucleotides long. RefSeq names its product kinesin family member 23 (gene KIF23). The record is from RefSeq and is a predicted model, not a curated record. Gene Ontology annotation, cellular component: nucleus; microtubule; kinesin complex. Gene Ontology annotation, molecular function: microtubule binding; ATP binding; microtubule motor activity. Gene Ontology annotation, biological process: microtubule-based movement. NCBI's taxonomy places the organism in Eukaryota, Metazoa, Chordata, Mammalia, Didelphimorphia, Didelphidae. The transcript has 19 exons.
AUGGAGACUAUAAGGAGACGCAGUAUUCCUUUAAACAAGUAUUUGGCACACUUACCACUCAGAAGGAACUCUUUGAUGUUGUUGCUAACCCUUUAGUAGAUGAUCUUGUUCAUGGCAAAAACGGUUUUUAAAUCCAAUGAUAGAAAUAGUAUGGAUAUUCAGUGUGAAGUUGAUGCCUUGUUAGAACGGCAGAAAAGAGAGGCCCUGCCCAUUCCAAAGACUCCUUCCAACAAACGGCAGAUUGAUCCAGAGUUUGCAGAUAUGAUAAAUGUGCAAGAAUUUUGCAAAGCAGAAGAAAUUGAUGAAGACAGUGUCUAUGGUGUAUUUGUCUCUUAUAUUGAAAUUUAUAAUAACUACAUAUAUGAUUUAUUAGAGGAAGUACCAUUUGAUCCUAUUAAGCCAAAACCUCCACAAUCUAAAAUGCUACGUGAAGACAAGAAUCAUAACAUGUAUGUUGCAGGGUGCACAGAAGUAGAAGUAAAAUCUACCGAAGAAGCUUUUGAAGUUUUCUGGAGAGGUCAGAAGAAGAGACGCAUAGCUAAUACUCAAUUAAAUCGUGAAUCCAGUAGGUCACAUAGUGUGUUCAUCAUUAAACUAGCUCAGGCUCCAUUGGAUGCAGAUGGAGAUAAUGUAUUGCAGGAAAAAGAACAAAUCACUUUAAGUCAGUUGUCAUUAGUUGAUCUUGCUGGAAGUGAAAGAACCAAUAGGACAAAAGCAGAAGGCAACAGACUCCGUGAAGCUGGUAACAUUAAUCAGUCACUAAUGACAUUAAGAACAUGCAUGGAAGUCCUUCGAGAAAACCAAAUGUAUGGGACUAACAAGAUGGUUCCAUAUCGAGACUCAAAAUUAACUCAUCUGUUCAAGAACUAUUUUGAUGGGGAAGGCAAAGUGCGUAUGAUCGUGUGUGUGAACCCAAAGGCUGAAGAUUAUGAGGAAAGCUUGCAAGUGAUGCGAUUUGCAGAAAUGACCCAAGAAGUUGAAGUAGCAAGACCAGUAGACAAGGUGAUAUGUGGUUUAACUCCAGGCCGACGUUACAGGAAUCAGGCCUUUAGGGAGGAGCUUACACGUCGACUUGAACUUCGAGGGGGUCCAGUUGGUGACGAACAAUCAGUUACGGAGAUACUUCUGCAGAGUUUUCCACCUUUACCAUCAUGUGAAAUUCUAGAUGUCAAUGAUGAACAAACACUUCCAAGGUUGAUUGAAGUAUUAGAGAAACGCCAUCAUGUUCGACAAAUGAUGACAGAAGAAUUUAAUAAACAAGUGGUUGCUUUUAGAGCUAUGCUGCAAGAAUUUGAUAAUGCGGUUUCAAAUAAGGAAAAUUAUAUUCAUGGAAAACUAAGUGAAAAAGAAAAAGUGAUCUCAGGACAGAAAGCAGAAAUAGAACGACUGGAAAAGAAAACUAAAACUUUGGAAUAUAAGAUUGAAAUUUUAGAGAAAACUACUACAAUCUAUGAGGAAGAUAAACGCAAUCUACAACAGGAACUUGAAAGCCAGAACCAAAAACUUCAGCGCCAAUUUUCUGACAAACGUAGACUGGAAGCAAGGCUGCAAGGCAUGGUGACAGAGACUACCAUGAAGUGGGAAAAAGAAUGUGAACGUCGUGUGGCUGCCAAACAGCUAGAGAUGCAGAAUAAACUCUGGGUCAAAGAUGAAAAACUGAAGCAACUUAAGGCUAUUGUUACCGAACCAAAGAAUGAUAAACCAGAGAGACCAUCACGGGAACGAGAUCGAGAAAAAGUUUCUCAAAGAUCAGUUUCUCCAUCUCCAAUACCUCUUUCUACUAACUAUAUUGCUCAGAUUUCCAACGGCCAGCAACUCAUGAGCCAGCCACAACUCCAUAGGCGCUCUAAUUCUUGCAGCAGUAUUUCUGUAGCUUCCUGUGUUUCGGAAUGGGAGCAGAAAAUUCCUCCAUACAACACACCUCAAAAUGUCACAUCUCUCGCAAGGCGUAGGCAACAGGAGCCAGGACAAAAUAAAAAUUGUAUCGUAUCAGACAGAAGGCGAGGGAUAUACUGGCCUGGAGGCAGGGAGGUGGUUCCCUCAUAUAGAAAUGAGAUAGCAAUAGAAGAGGAGCAGUGCUGCAGGGGUGAUGUUUUUAAAACAAGAGGUGGUGGGCAAUCUGUCCAAUUCACAGAUAUUGAGACUUUAAAGCAAGAAUCCCCAACCGGCCGGAAACGAAGAUCUUCCAACACUACCACAGCUCAAGAAGUUGUGACAGAGCCUGAGUGGACAGAUGUAGAAACUCGGUGUUCUGUAGCUGUGGAAAUGAGAGCAGGAUCUCAACUUGGACCUGGAUAUCAGCAUCAUGCACAACCCAAGCGCAGAAAGCCAUGAGUUGAGCUUCCCUUGUGAUAAAGGAUUUUUUUCAUGUUAUUGAUUUCUUUUGAAUCAAACAGCUGUACUAUUUUGUUAAAAAAAUUUUUUUUUAUUGCUUUAAAAUUGCAUACCUCAUAGCUGUUGACUAUGUUAUACACUGGCAAAGAGCAACA